Molecule: messenger RNA, 3845 nt
Organism: Saccostrea cuccullata (small rock oyster)
Lineage: Eukaryota; Metazoa; Mollusca; Bivalvia; Ostreida; Ostreidae
Product: LON peptidase N-terminal domain and RING finger protein 1-like
Exons: 11
Coding region: 100-2379 (759 amino acids)
Molecular function (GO): ubiquitin protein ligase activity; protein binding
Source: RefSeq, a predicted model, not a curated record
ACGGUAACACGUGAUGUUACAUAAGUUGGGACUGUAUUAUUGGUAGUACAUCGAUGGUUUCGUUGAGUAUGUAACGCAGUAACCAGUAUCAAUGUGAAGAUGGUUGACUUGGCGAAAGAAGCAUUUAAUACUCAAAAUUUUCAACUGGCUGCGGAAAUUUAUGAACGAACAAUUAAAGAAAACGGACCUUCUCUGGAUUUGUGCAUGGGACUAGCUGAUAGUUUUGCAUGUUGUGGUCAUUUUGAGAAGGCCUUUGAUGCUUAUGCCAGUGCAUUCAGACUUGGAAAUCUUUCACCAUCAUCUUUAAACCGUCUAGUGUCAGCUUUAGUCAACACUGUGAAAAAGGACAAUAUUGCAACCAGUGCUAACAUGAGCAAAAGUUGCAUGUUUACAUGCACUAUAUGCAGAGGAUUAUUUAAUGAACCAGUGACAAUACCUUGUGGUCAUACUUAUUGUAGGAAAUGUUUCGAAAGAGAUCAAUCAAAAACAUGUAGAACAUGUGGUACAAGUCAUCAUUUUGUGAGAACUUCAAGUUUUCAGUCUAAUGUGCUUCUUUCAAGAUUAAUAGAAAGUUGGUUUCCUAAUGAAAGCAAGGCUAGCCGCUUAAAAGCAGAAGGAAAUAAAUUUUUUGAAAGAAGACAAUUUGAUAAAUCAAUAGAACUAUACAGCUUGGCCAUCGAAUUGUCGCCACAUGAUCAUUUGUUACUCAGCAAUCGUUCCCACGCCUAUGUCUCACUUGAUCGAUUCAGCGAGGCUAUGAAGGAUGCAGAGAAAGUUGUUGAACUCCGUCCCGACUGGCCAAAAGGGUACUUCCGCAAAGGGUGUGCUCAGUUUGGCAUGAACCUGUUUGAGGAUGCUGUUGUAUCAUUGCUUCAGUGUCUGGCCCUGGAUUCAGAAGUCCAAUCAGCAAAAGACUACCUCUCCAAGUCUCUGCACAAGAUUUUGUCACCUUUUCCGAAUGAGGAUGUGAAAGCUUUAGCCUUGAAGAAUCAGUUCAACCCUUCACUGCUGACCCAGUUGAUCCGUGCCAACUUCAGCUCUGCUCUCCUCCUACCUCAUAUCACCAUGGACAAGCUAGAUCAACUCAAAGGCAUCAUUGAUGAAACCCUAUUCAGUGCAACAAACUUUGUACUGGGGCAAACAGAAGUGAAACCAAGCUUUGAUAAGGAUGAGCCGAGUUCCUUGGAGCAGGUGCCCAGAGGAAGAGAUGGAAAUGCAGAGACAACACCUGCACAGAAAUGUGCUUCUGAACCAAGCAGCAGAAGAGAAUCCCCGGUAAGUUUCCUAAGAGGAGCCCGAUCAAGAUCCCAAUCCCCCUACAGCAGAAACACUGACGGCAGCAGGAAGCGUACACGAGAACCAAGCACCACUCAACCGCCAUUAUCCCCUCAGGAGACACCACAGAAGCAGCAGAAGGCUCAAGAACUUGUACCAAUGGAUGUGAGCAAGGCCUUGGUAAAUGUUGAUGACUUUGAGUGCAGCCUUUGCUAUCGUCUGAUGCACGAACCGGUCACCACCCCAUGUGGUCAUUCCUUCUGUCGACAAUGUCUUGACAGAUGUCUAGAUCACCAAAGCAACUGUCCUCUUUGUAAAGGCUCAUUAGUUGAGUAUUUAGCCGAGAGACGCCAAACCAGAGAUGAAUCAUUAGAAAAUAUUCUUAAAACCUAUUUCCCUCAAGAACAUGAAGCAAGAAAAAAGAUUCAUGAGGAUGAAUUGGUUGAACUUGCAAAAAUGGGAGAAGAUGAGAAACACCAUAUACCCAUAUUUGUCUGCACGCUAGCCUUUCCUGGCGUAACCUGUCCCCUCCACAUCUUUGAGCCGCGGUAUCGUCUGAUGGUCAGACAAUGUAUGGAGGCUGGUACUCGACAGUUUGGCAUGUGCAUCUCUAUGGGAGACGACCAAGAUGAUUUCUCAGAGUACGGCUGUAUGUUGGAAAUUCGAGAUGUUCAGUUCUUCCCCGAUGGAAGGUCCCUGGUGGAUUGUAUAGGAGGGCGAAGAUUUAAAGUCUUAUCCAGAGGACACAGAGAUGGGUACAACACCGCCAAUGUAGAAUUUCUGAGAGACGUUAACGUAUCUGAAAAUGAUGUGCAAGCCGUUAACAAACUACAAGAAAAAACAUACAGGGAAGUCAAAUCCUGGUUUGACCAUCUGCCAGGUAUGCAGAGAAAUCAGAUAUCUCGACAUUUUGGGGGAUUUCCAGCCUGUGACAGUGACUACCAGGGUAACCCCAAUAGCACGGCGUGGCUGUGGAAGGUUCUACCCAUACUACCCCUAGAUCCACGUAUACAGCUGACGAUGUUAGCGAUGACAUCCUACAAAGAGAGGCUGGAGGGAAUCCUGAGGGUGUUAGAGUACAUCAAAAGGAGACGUAGCUUCUGACUAAUAGACCAAAUACCUCAUACGAUUACGAACCUACUUCACAGCUACAGGUUUACCAUAGGGCUUAUUUUAAUACUGGCUUUAUUAAUUCAGCUGGCAAUCUGAACAAUUUUCUCCUCAGUUACAUAUAUUGUCAAGACUAUCCAUUUCUUGAAUGUUUUAUCCAGAAUCUGUAUAUUUUUUCUGUUGUUUUUGUUCCAUGUAAAUAGUGUGGAUAUAUUGUAUGAUCUUUUGUAUGAAAUGAGGAAGAGUGUUACAUAUGGAAGAAAGUUCUCACAAUUUAAGGAUAUUAUUUUCAUAUACUAUUCGAAAAUGAUUUUUUUAGUGGUAAUAUAAUGUACUAGUACAUUUUUAUUUCAAAUACACCAGAAACUAUUGUUUUCAUUCAGUUAAAUAAAUUGUAAAGUUAUGCAAGUUUCAUUUUUUUGCAUACUAGUACAUGUGUAUUUACAUUUAUCUUAACAUUUUUAAUUAAAUGUACAUAUAUGUAGGAUGGAAAGUGAAUGUUGAAACCCCCCUUUGUGACUACUGUAUAUUGUUGAUAAAACUUGAUUUAAUUUUGACUGAUUGCAUGAACUAUUUUGUUUUAGUUUAUUUUACUUGCAAGAUAUAAGCAAUCUGCAAUGAGUACCCUAAUCUGUGAUAAUAUACUAUCAGUAGUCAGGUUAUUUAUACUUAUUUUUUAUAACUCGUUCACAUUCUUGAAAUGGUUGUUUUAUCUGGUAGGUCAUCUCUACGCUGUACAUUGCUUUUAAGCUUAAAUUAAACUUCAGUAUUUCAUUUCAUACACCAGUUAUUAUUUAUGUAAAUGUUAAUUUAUUCUGUUUACUUUUAUCUAAAAGCCAAAUUGAAUUUUCAGAUGAAACUAACAAAGACGUCAGUGUUGAUUUUUUUUAAAGAUUUAUUCAUAUUUUUUUUAUUGUUUAAAAUUUUAUAAUAAAAAAGAUAAGUGAUUAAAUUUAUUCUUACUACCGUAUAAGCAGAAAUUUUAGUGAGAAUUCAAUUCUGGGGUAUUUUAGCAAGGGUGUUUUGUUUGCCAAAAUUAAAUGUUGUUAACAAUUUGUUUCAGCAUUAGAGGUUCCAUUUUCUUUCUUUGCACCAUAAAAUUGCAAAAAAUAUUUCAUUUUAUUUCAAAAUAAAAUGCGGAUUUAAAGGACAAAUUGGUAAUUUUAUAUCUCACUAAAAAUUCCAUUUAUAAGGUACUUCAGGGAUUUUAUUUUGUAAGUGAAAACUUACAAAUGAAUAUGUAGUAGUGUAAGAUAUGACAAUCUGUUCAUUGUAACAUGUAAAGCAAGUUAAAAUAUUUUUCUUUUUCCAUAACACUUUCAUUUUUUUUAUGAGUGAAUAUUUGGUAAAAUGUUUUCAUUUUCAUGAAGGGCAGAUCCAGAAACAUUUGGAGAGAAUCAUUUUGUUGUUAAAACAUUUUCCAAUAAUGAUAUAUUUAUUUCACAUCAAUUUAAUAAAAU